AUGGUCGCCAAACAAUUCUUUAUCUUUGCAGCGGUGGUGGUCGUUGCCAAUGCAGGCAUUCACUCAGUUGCACCAGCGGCGUAUGUCGCACCUGGUGUAGCGUCGGCGGCGUACGUGGCACCAGCUGUGGCACCAGCAGCGUACGUUGCGUCUCCCGUAGCGUCUUAUGCGUCUGCAGCAUACGUAGCCCCUGUUGCAGCAUCUGCGGCAUACGUCGCGCCGUACGCAUCUUCAUAUUCCGCCCACACAGUGAACCACGCCGUCGCGGCUCCCCUUCUUGCGCCUGCUCAAGUUUUUGCCGGGAAAUACGUAUCAGCACCUGUUUUGUUAAAGUAA
This is a messenger RNA of Bombyx mandarina (wild silkworm), 336 nucleotides long. RefSeq names its product cuticle protein 38-like. NCBI's taxonomy places the organism in Eukaryota, Metazoa, Arthropoda, Insecta, Lepidoptera, Bombycidae. The record is from RefSeq and is a predicted model, not a curated record.